AUGUUUGUGAAAUUGUGUGAGAGAGACUGCAAAAAAAGCGAGAAUCAAGGCAACGUCGCCGAGCUCCUUGAUGGUGGCUGGUUCCUGGCUGUGCGACGCGACCCUAAUUUGGUUUUGGGGCCUGUUUUCUCGCGCAAUGGUGGUGUGGCGGGGGUUGUUCGACUGUCCUCUGACGGAGGGGUUGUGGUCAGUCGGCUGGGCGCGGGGUCGGGUUCUCGGGCUUCGGCUCUAGUCUCGAGACGGAGCGCACGCGCCCUUCUCCUACCACUACGCCACCGCCCUUUCUCUACUGCCGCCAACACCGCCACCCUCUUCAACCGCUACGUCGACCGAAACGACGUCGCCUCAUGGAACUCCAUCAUCGCCGAGCUCGCCCGCGGCGGAGACUCGGUGGAGGCCCUCCGCGCCUUCUCCUCCAUGCGCCGCUCCUCCCUCCGGCCCGACCGUUCCUCCUUCCCCUGCGCCAUCAAGUCAUGCGCCGCCAUACGAGACCUUUCCUCCGGCCGCCAGACCCACCAGCAGGCCCUCGUUUUCGGCCACGCCCCGGACCUCUUUGUGUCCUCUGCCCUCGUCGACAUGUACGCCAAGUGCGGCCAGCUAGCGGACGCCCGGAAGAUGUUCGACGAAAUUCCCGAACGAAACGCGGUCUCGUGGGCCUCCAUGAUUAACGGCUACGUCCAUAACCUUCGCCCUCGGGAGGCCCUGCUACUUUUUAAGGAGCUUUUGGCUGAGGAGAGUGGGGCAGAGUGCGUGGAUGGGGUCACCAUGGUCUCGGUUCUGGCUGCGUGUGCACGAGUGUGCGAGAGGAACGUGACACGUGGGGUCCACGGUAUGGUGGUCAAGAGGGGUUUGGAUGGGGUUUUGGGAGUGUGCAAUACUUUGAUUGAUUCAUACGCUAGGUGUGGCGUGGUCGGGUUCUCAAGAGAGGUGUUUGAUGGGAUGGAGGAGAAGGAUUUGGUGUCUUGGAACUCGAUGAUUGCGGUUUACGCGCAGAAUGGAUUGGGUGAGGAAGGUGUUGGGGUUUUUCAGGCCAUGGUGAGUGAAGGGGUCGAGUAUAAUGCUGUCACUUUGUCAGCCGUGCUAUUGGCUGUUGCACAAUUGGGUGCCCUUCGAGUUGUUUGUGCUCUGAUGAAUUUGAUUUUCACUUCUAAAUCCCAGGUUUUAAAGCUGAACCUGGAGCAAAACGUGUUUGUGGGCACCUCCCUCAUCGACAUGUACUGCAAAUGCGGGAGAGUUCAUCUGGCAAGACACGCAUUCGACGCCAUGCUCGAGAAGAACGUGAAAUCAUGGUCUGCUAUGAUCUCUGGCUACGGCAUGCACGGCCACGCAAAAGAAGCCCUCCAACUGCUGUCUUGCAUGAUACAAACCAGAACAAAGCCCAAUGCCAUAACUUUCGUAUCUGUCCUCUCUGCCUGCUGCCAUGCGGGCCUCGUGGACGAGGGCUGGCACUGGUUUUCUUCAAUGCAGCACAGAUUCAACAUACAUCCAAGCAUCGAACACUAUGGCUGUAUGGUCGAUCUUCUUGGCCGUGCGGGCCGUCUUGAAAAGGCCUACAAUUUGAUCUUGGAAAUGAGAGUACGUCCCGAUUUCAUCAUCUGGUGCUCUCUCCUUGCUUCGUGCAAGAUACACAAGAAUGUCAAGUUAGGGGAAAUUUCGGCCCAGAAAUUGUUUGAGCUGGACCCGAAUAACUCGGGAUACUACACCUUGCUCUCAAAUAUCUACGCGGAUGCUGGAAAGUGGGAGGAUGUGAAAAAAACGCGAAAAUUUAUGAAAAAUCAGGGGAUUGUGAAAUCUCCAGGGUACAGCCUUGUUGAACUAAAGGGUCGAGUUCACGUGUUCUUGGUUGGAGAUAGGCACCACCCGCAGCAUGAGAGGAUUCACGCGUAUUUGCAGGAAUUAUGUGGGAAGAUUAAGGAAGCUGGGUAUGUUCCCAGCUUGGAAUCUGCUUUGCAUGACGUUGACGAAGAGGAAAAGGGAUUGGUGCUGCAGAUUCACAGUGAGAAGCUUGCGGUUGUUUUUGGGAUUAUGAAUUCUGGUCAUGGGUCGACUGUCCAGGUGAUGAAGAAUCUGAGGACUUGUGAGGACUGCCACACGACUAUUAAGUUGAUAUCCAAGAUUACUGAUCGGGAGAUUGUGGUGAGAGAUCCCAAACGGUUUCAUCAUUUUAGGGAUGGCAGUUGUUCAUGUGGAGACUACUGGUGA
This is a messenger RNA of Striga asiatica, 2202 nucleotides long. The record is from the annotation of a GenBank genome assembly. NCBI's taxonomy places the organism in Eukaryota, Viridiplantae, Streptophyta, Magnoliopsida, Lamiales, Orobanchaceae.